AUGCUCACGGCGAGCCAUCAAAAUGGCUCGGCACGAUCGUCAACCGAGGAAAUUGUGCAGCCGGAGAACGAGUCGGAGACGUUUUUGCUCGGAAUGGUCACCGGCGACGGAAUUGGCAAGGCGAUCAAAUCAUUUGUUGCCUCAAAAAUGUACAAUUUACUCGAUCAUCGUGGUAGUCUAACUAUUGGAACUUGGGAGCUUCACGAUAUUCUCUAUGCGUCGAAUCGUAGGUCAAAAGUGUACGCAACACAGGAAGAGAUGUUCAAUGCCAGAUAUCGAAACAUAAAAGAGAAGAAGGCGGCGAAAAUGACAUUGCGAGCAAAGAUUUACAAUUGCCUUGAACGACCAACCGGGUGGAAAUGCUUCCUGUAUCAUUUCAGCGUAUUUCUAGUCGUUCUUGUGUGCCUGAUUCUCAGUGUUCUAUCAACUGUGGAGGAGCAUAGUCAUUUUGCUGCUGAAAUCCUUUACAUUCUGGAAAUCUUUCUAGUAUUCUUUUUUGCAAUUGAGUACAUGGUUCGGUUAUGGUCGGCCGGUUGUAGAUCAAAAUAUAUUGGGUUCUGGGGGAGGUUACGAUUCGCUCGAAAACCAAUAUCAUUCAUAGAUCUUUGUGUGGUGGUCGCAAGUAUUACAGUAAUCUGUAUUGGAAGUGAAGGCCAGGUGUUCGCAACUAGCGCUAUUCGUGGAAUAAGAUUCCUUCAAAUUCUGCGUAUGCUUCACGUAGACCGACAAGGCGGAACAUGGCGACUUCUGGGCUCGGUUGUCUUCAUCCACAGACAGGAACUUAUCACAACGCUCUAUAUCGGAUUUCUUGGCUUAAUCUUCUCAUCGUACUUUGUCUACCUAGCCGAAAAAGAUUAUAUAACGCCGGACGGCCGGCAGCCUUUCACUAGCUAUGCCGACGCGUUAUGGUGGGGUGUGAUAACCAUGACAACAAUUGGCUAUGGAGAUGUUGUGCCGCAAACUUGGACUGGCCGAAUUGUCGCCUCGUGCUUCUCAAUAUUCGCCAUCAGUUUUUUUGCCCUUCCCGCCGGAAUACUCGGCUCGGGAUUUGCCCUCAAAGUUCAACAGAAACAGCGCCAGAAGCACUUCAAUCGUCAAAUACCAGCCGCCGCCACUUUGAUUCAAUGCCUUUGGAGAUGCCAUGCGGCUGAGAAACGAGUGUCGGCCACAUGGAAUGCGCACGUUAAUCCAUUGACCCAUGAAACAACCGAAAUUCAUAAUGGUCCAAUGAAAUCGCAAGAGACGCCGUCAUCGAGAAAAAGGCAUUUGUUCAAAAAACAAUCAAGUCUGGUGAACACGUUCAAGAAAAGCAGAACUCAGCCAACAGACGUUGAACUCGGAGAGAUUCACCAGGAAAGACUUACUAGAAAUGACAAAGGUUCUGAUACGGACGACGAUCGAAAGUUUCGAAUUGAUAAUGAUAAUGAGUAUGAAACCGAAGAAGCUGCGACUCCAACGACGUCUGGAGCCCAAAUUUCACACGUCUGCGAGCUGACUGAAGCACAUCGAAACGCGAUUCGUGCAUUGAGAAAAGUGAAAUAUUUUGUGGCGCGACGGAAAUUCCAGCAAGCCCGAAAGCCUUACGACGUCCGCGAUGUCAUCGAGCAAUAUUCGCAAGGUCAUUUGAACAUGAUGGUCCGAAUCAAAGAACUUCAACGACGAUUGGACCAGACGCUCGGAAAACCGGGACAAUACGAUGGUAAGGGUUCGCGCAAAGGGAAUUCAGCCACUAUUGGCUCAAGGCUGGCCAAACUCGAAAUGCAGGUCUCUUCAAUUGAUAAGAAGAUUGACGCGAGUUCGCGAACUCUUCAAUCACUUUACCGUAUUCUAUCGGAGAGGAAUUCGCUUACAAUAUCGCCAUCGCCUACUGCACAGAUAAGUCGGCCGCAAUCCCCGAGAGAUCAGCUCUCACCAACAGACCGGCUCUCACCAACGCCAAGCCAACGAAGUUUAUCGCCAAGCUCCUGGCAUUAA
This is a messenger RNA of Caenorhabditis bovis, 1974 nucleotides long. Lineage: Eukaryota; Metazoa; Nematoda; Chromadorea; Rhabditida; Rhabditidae. The record is from the annotation of a GenBank genome assembly.